UUUUGGUGUAGUUUUGGUAUAACAUGUGUUAACUUCACAGCCUCUGUUAAAACAAAAUUAUAAAGAAACAGUGUCGUUUUUGGUCUAGUUUUUUUUUUUUUUUCCUCAGGAUUUUGCUCCUCUAACCCACUUAUGAGAAAGGGUUGUUAAUUAAUCAGGUGAUUGAUAUGGUAGCUUGAAAAAAAAAAGGUAAUUACAAGCUGAAGAGGGUUAAGAUAUUGGCUUCAAUACACUUCUGUAAGCCUCUCUAAGAUGAGUAUGUUUAAGUACCUGGGCACGCGCAGGAGUCAGCUCUGUGCUGCUAGAAACUACCUUAAAGUACUGGGGUUUUCCUCUUUUCACACAGCUCCAAACUCUUCAAUUGAACUUCACACUCAAGAUGAAGAAGUGGUGAUUGCUUUGGGAAGUAAUGUAGGUGAUAGACUACAUAACUUCAAGGAAGCCUUGAAAUUGAUGAGGAAGUCAGGCAUACACAUCACAAGACAUGCAAGUCUGUAUGAGACAGCACCAGCGUAUGUUACUGACCAACCUCGUUUCCUCAACUCUGCAGUAAGAGCUGUUACCAAACUUGGCCCACAUGAGUUAUUGUCUGCACUCAAACGAAUCGAGAAGGACAUGGGUCGUACUGGCGGUAUAAGGUAUGGUCCAAGGCCAAUUGACUUAGACAUUUUGUUCUAUGGUAAAUUUAAAGUCAGAUCUGAUAUUCUCACAGUACCUCACGAAAGAAUUUGGGAACGACCGUUUGUCAUGGCCCCUUUGAUGGAUUUACUGGGAACAGCUAUUGACAGUGAUACAGUUACUAGCUGGCAUUCAUUUUCAGGCCAUUCUGGUGGGCUAAAUGCAUUAUGGGAAAAACUGGGUGGAGAAUCCCUUAUUGGAGAGGAAGGUAUGUAUAGGGUAAUGCCUGUUGCAAAUGGCUUACUUGACUGGUCGCAAAGAACAUUGGUCAUGGGGAUUCUUAAUUUGACUCCAGAUAGUUUUAGUGAUGGGGGGAAUUUUCAGUCUGUGAAGUCUGCUGUUUCUCAGGCUCGGUUAAUGAUAUCAGAGGGUGCUGAUAUAAUUGAUCUCGGUGCUCAGUCUACUCGGCCGAUGGCAUCAAGGAUCUCUGUCGAAGAAGAAUUAGGUAGAUUAAUCCCUGUCCUGGAAGCUGUAAAGGCAAUACCUGAGGCAGAAGGAAAACUCAUAUCUGUGGAUACUUUCUACUCAGAAGUUGCAUUAGAAGCAGUACGUAAAGGUGCUCAUCUUAUAAACGAUGUAUCCGCCGGGAAGUUAGAUGCAAAUAUGUUUAAGGUCAUGGCAGAGCUUGACGUUCCUUAUGUGGCAAUGCACAUGAGGGGUGAUCCGUGUACAAUGCAGGAUAGUGAAAACCUGAAAUAUGAUAAUGUUUGCAAGGAUAUAUCGGCAGAAUUAUACUCGCAGGUUAGAGAGGCAGAAAUGUCGGGAAUCCCGGCAUGGAGGAUUAUUAUGGACCCUGGAAUUGGAUUCUCAAAGAAAACUGAAGACAAUUUAGAGGUACUCACAGGAAUACCUGAUAUUAGAGAAGAGAUUUCAAAAAGAAGUUUGGCCAUCUCUCAUGCUCCUAUACUAAUUGGACCCUCAAGAAAGCGAUUUUUAGGUGAAAUUUGCUCUUGCCCUUCUGCAGUCGAGAGGGAUCCCGCUACCAUUGCUUCUGUCACCGCUGGUGUGUUGGGUGGCGCUAAUAUUGUUCGAGUGCAUAAUGUUAAAGAUAAUCUAGAUGCGGUAAAGCUUUGUGAUGCUAUUCUGAAACAAAAAAGUUCUCCCAUGAAAUUUAAACAGUGAUUUUAUCUUACUAUCAUGGUGUUGGCACUGUUUUUAUUCACAUGCCUGUGCUACCUUCUAGUGGCUUCAUUCCAACAAAUCUAUUACUGUUCUUUACCAUGUCUCGCUGCUACACCAAUGUCAUGCCAGAACAACAAAGGGUGAAGUGUAUUAAGAUGAUGGACGCAUGCAAAAUGGGAAUAAAGUUGAAACUUCGUGUCAGUCAAUGUUAAGCAUUCCAUUUUGAUAAACUUUACCAUAGUAGUUAUUACAUUUUUUGCCAUGUAUUUGUUUCACAAAUAAAAGUAUAUUCUAAGUUCCAGCAUUUCACUUGUGACUUAUUGUUUCA
Messenger RNA from Vicia villosa (hairy vetch), 2128 nucleotides. RefSeq names its product folate synthesis bifunctional protein, mitochondrial-like. The coding region runs from base 253 to 1800 and encodes 515 amino acids. The record is from RefSeq and is a predicted model, not a curated record. Gene Ontology annotation, biological process: tetrahydrofolate biosynthetic process. Gene Ontology annotation, molecular function: 2-amino-4-hydroxy-6-hydroxymethyldihydropteridine diphosphokinase activity; dihydropteroate synthase activity. NCBI's taxonomy places the organism in Eukaryota, Viridiplantae, Streptophyta, Magnoliopsida, Fabales, Fabaceae. The transcript is spliced from 3 exons.